Ochotona curzoniae (black-lipped pika) is the source of this 4224-nucleotide messenger RNA. It is a transcript of the gene ZNF710, whose product is annotated as zinc finger protein 710. The transcript has 5 exons. Lineage: Eukaryota; Metazoa; Chordata; Mammalia; Lagomorpha; Ochotonidae. Gene Ontology annotation, cellular component: nucleus. The record is from RefSeq and is a predicted model, not a curated record. The coding region runs from base 582 to 2576 and encodes 664 amino acids.
CCCUGGCUCCCCACGCGGUCGCCCAGCUCAUCCGAUCCGGCCUGGGUGCCACCGCCCGCCGCUAACCGCGGACCUGCUAACUAGUGCGUAUCGGGUUGGGUUUUUGGUUGGGUUUUUUGUUGUUGUUUCAACUUGCCUUCUAAAAUGACUUUUACAGUCGCUGCAGUGGCUUGCCUCCAGUCUGAACUGUAGUUUGGGAAGAUUGAAGGGGCCGGCUAGGUGCUUCUGUGGUUUGAAGUGGAUUGGGCUGGGACUACUGGCUGUGGGGACACUGUGAGGGGCGGGCCCUUCUCGGUCUGCCAGGGUCCUCGUGGGCUACCCUGGAGUCACAGGGACCAGUGCCUUGCUUGGGGCGGGGGGGAUUGGAGUUUGGAGAUCACAUCCUAGUGCCUUCAUUUCCAGGACAGAAAGUACCUGGAAAGCUCCUCACUGUUCCCCUUGGACAUGUGGGAGAUUUCACAAAACUCCCCCACAGGUGUGUGCUAAGAAGGACUUUGGCUCCUGGGGGUCACCCAGCCAGCUCUGACGCUGUUCUCUUCAGCGCCGCACUUGUCCAUGCCCUCCUAGCCAGCUGCCACGGGAUGGAGGGCCUCAUGGACUCAGGGACACAGACGGACGCCGUGGUGGUGCUGUCCUUGGCUCAGGCCGCCGUGCUGGGCCUGGUCUCGGAAAAUGAGCUCUUCGGAGCCACGAUAAGCGCCCAGGCCUUCUACCCAGACCUGGGCCCCGGGCUGCCAGGGACAACCCUCGGGGAACACGGGCCUCCUGGCCCAGACGUCUACCAGCUGGCCUGCAACGGGCGGGCCCUGGAGGAGCCUGCCGAGGAAGAGGUGCUGGAAGUCGAGGCGGCCUUUGAGAAGCACACCCGGCGGAAGACACGGCCUCCUGUGCGCCUGGUGCCCAAGGUCAAGUUCGAGAAGGUGGAAGAAGAGGAAGAACAGGAGGUGUAUGAGGUAUCCGUACCCAGUGACGACAAGGAUGUGGGCCUGGCAGAGGCCCCGGCUGAGGCGGCAGGCAGUGGCGGCUGUGAGGCCUUGGUACAGAACAGCGCCGUGAAGAUGAUUGACCUCAGCGCCUUCAGCCGCAAGCCCCGGACGCUCCGCCACCUGACCCGGACGCCCAGGCCUGAGUUGGAGGUGGCCCCAUAUGAGCCUCAUUUCCCCGAGCCCGGCGUGGCGUUGCCUGGACCAGAGGCCCUGCCUUCCGAGUGUGGCUUCGAGCCACCGCCGCCGCCGCCACCGCCACACCUGGCCUCCCUGGGUGACCCCGAGGCUCCUGCCGUGGCAUCACCAGGGCCCCUGAAACCAGAGCAGGGCUUCGUGUGGCAGGAGGCGGGCGAGUUUGAGGCAGACGCGGCCGGCUCCACAGCCGAGCGCCACAAGAAGGCCCAGCUGGACCGGCUGGACAUCAACGUGCAGAUCGACGACUCGUACCUGGUGGAGGCAGGCGACCGCCAGAAGCGCUGGCAGUGCCGCAUGUGCGAGAAGUCCUACACGUCCAAGUACAACCUGGUGACGCACAUCCUGGGCCACAAUGGCAUCAAGCCCCACUCGUGCCCCCACUGCAGCAAGCUCUUCAAGCAGCCCAGCCACCUGCAGACGCACCUGCUGACGCACCAGGGCACGAGGCCGCACAAGUGCCAGGUGUGCCACAAGGCCUUCACGCAGACCAGCCACCUCAAGCGCCACAUGCUGCUGCACUCGGAGGUCAAGCCCUACAGCUGCCACUUCUGCGGUCGCGGCUUCGCUUACCCCAGCGAGCUCAAGGCGCACGAAGUGAAGCACGAGAGUGGCCGCUGCCACGUGUGCGUCGAGUGUGGCCUGGACUUCUCCACCCUGACCCAGCUCAAGCGCCACCUGGCCUCCCACCAGGGCCCCACCCUCUACCAGUGCCUGGAGUGUGACAAGUCCUUCCACUACCGCAGCCAGCUGCAGAACCACAUGCUCAAGCACCAGAACGUGCGGCCCUUCGUGUGCACCGAGUGCGGCAUGGAGUUCAGCCAGAUCCACCACCUCAAGCAGCACUCGCUCACCCACAAGGGUGUGAAGGAGUUCAAGUGCGAGGUGUGUGGCCGGGAGUUCACCCUGCAGGCCAACAUGAAGCGGCACAUGCUGAUCCACACCAGCGUCCGGCCCUACCAGUGCCACAUCUGCUUCAAGACCUUCGUGCAGAAGCAGACGCUCAAGACCCACAUGAUUGUACACUCGCCCGUGAAGCCAUUCAAGUGCAAGGUGUGCGGGAAGUCCUUCAAUCGCAUGUACAACCUGUUGGGCCACAUGCACCUGCAUGCGGGCAGCAAGCCCUUCAAGUGCCCCUACUGCUCCAGCAAGUUCAACCUCAAGGGCAAUCUGAGCCGGCACAUGAAGGUCAAGCAUGGCGUCAUGGACAUCGGCCUGGACAGCCAAGACCCCAUGAUGGAGUUGGCGGGCCCUGAACCCUCAGAGCUGGAUGGCCAGCAGGAGCUGGAGGACUUCGAGGACAGCACAUAUACCUAUGCGGGUGUGGAUGGCAGCGCCGAGGCCAGCGUCCUCACGGAGCAGGCCAUGAAAGAAAUGGCCUACUACAAUGUGCUAUAGCGAGCAGGAGCGGGGCUGGGGGUUGAUGAGACCCCUAGGCUGCGGCCAGCCCGACCCCCCACAGCUGAGAAGCUACUGCCCCACUGGCCCCAGCUUACCCCCACCCCAGGUGUUUGCACCAUUAGGGACCACUAGACCAAAUGCAAACUGUACUACCAGCCUGGCCCCAGGCAGGCACAGGUCCCAGGCGUGCUGGCUGGCAGAGAAAGGGUAGCACAGGAGGCCUGGAGAAAGAGGGGGCACAAAGAGCUCUCCAGGGACAGCUGACCAACCCCCACCCCAAGGCAGGGCCCUCUGCCUUCUACCUCCUGGGGCUCCCUUGUGCUGCGGCCAGGGCCAGCUCUGCCCCUGUCCCCACCUGUAUGGAAGGGGCCUUCCAUAACUCCAGCAAGCAUCACCCAGGCCUGUCCUCUGAUCUGGCCCACAUCACGGUCCCUCGCUGCCCCACCCACAGCAAUGACCUAGGAAAACACACAGAUGGAGGGGUGAGGGGGUUACAGGGCAGGCGGAGGGGGGGUGCCAAGGACCACCUGUUGGGGAGGGGCAGAGUCAUUCUGAUGGACAAGGACACAUCUGAAGGCAGGGAGGCAGCUCCCAGCCGAGAGCAACAGAGUGCAAAGGAAGAUGAAGACCGCGCGGGAAACAAAUCUUUGCAAGCAAUCGGGGGUGUUUCAAAGGUAAUUUAUUAUUAUUAUUUUUUUUUCUUUACAACUCCAUGUGGCCCGUUACCUGGUUGGAUGGAGAUGCGCUCCUUCUCCCAGACAUGAGCUUUCUUGUGUGCCGUGCGUGCCCCUGCCUCUCCACCAUACAGCCAGCCUGGGCUCCACCGAGACCCCAAGCUAGCCCCAUACCAACGGCCUCAGCUCUGCCCUGCCUCCCUGCCCUUGCUGGCUCAGACUGGAGCCAUGGGCCUGGGGCAGGCAAACAGCAUAUUCAGGACCUCCAGGGCCGACCCCCAAGGCACCAGAAACCAGGUGGGGCAGACAGCCGGCAUAGGGAUUGGGGGUAGGGACCACUUCACAGAGCGGCUGCUCCACGGCUGCCUCCCUCAGCGAAGGACCAAGCUAGGCCUCAGGGUGACGGGAUCAGGAGUGAGGAGCAGCCACGGUGGCCUCCCAGGUGCCCGCCAGCCUGAGCCUCAGGUGGCAGCAAGCAUUCUCCUGCUGAGCAGCAGGCACCGACCCUGCAAACUACCUCUUCCCACGACGUCCUUCCCCCGGUACCAAAAAGACCCCCCCGUCCCUCCUCCUCCUCUUCCUCCCCCCUCCUGGCGCCUGCCAGCGCAGUGGCCUUGGUCUUGGACAGGAGAAGGGCUGGGGUCUCCACCCUCUGUGAGGAAGGCACCAUACUUGAACGUCUCCUGCUCGGGGCCAAGCUAAGAGGGGCUCAUGCGGGAACCCCCCCUACCCCCACCGCCCAUCCAAUGGGGCAGCCUCGGCAAGGCUCCUGCCCUCCCCCUCCCCCAUUUAACCCCCUCAGAAAACUUGGGUGACCUGGCAGCCCCUGGCAGAGCCCACUCUAACUUAUUUUGCCGUGUGUACAAACGGCCUGUUUAGACACUCAAUGUGUGCAGAGCCCUACUGUGUUUCUAUGUUCCUGUUUCACAGAGUUUACUUAGCAAUAAUUAUAAAUAAAUGGAUAUUCUUUA